This is a messenger RNA of Polyodon spathula (Mississippi paddlefish), 2896 nucleotides long. Its product is annotated as SH3 and cysteine-rich domain-containing protein 2-like. Gene Ontology annotation, biological process: skeletal muscle contraction; positive regulation of voltage-gated calcium channel activity; positive regulation of protein localization to plasma membrane. Gene Ontology annotation, cellular component: extrinsic component of cytoplasmic side of plasma membrane. The record is from RefSeq and is a predicted model, not a curated record. The transcript is spliced from 11 exons. Gene Ontology annotation, molecular function: protein binding. NCBI's taxonomy places the organism in Eukaryota, Metazoa, Chordata, Actinopteri, Acipenseriformes, Polyodontidae. Bases 709 to 1878 code for a protein of 389 amino acids.
CUUUAUCAGAGGGAGCGCCGCACCAAUCACAGCGUCCUGCUUGCCUCAAACUUGGAGCGAAGGUAUGCGUGCAGCUGCGGAGCCCCAGCUGAGAUACACCCGCGCGCAGCACCUGGACGGAAUUCGAGGCGAAAUUCAAAUCGAUCGCGCUUCCAAUCACGAGAACCAACGGCUUAAUCAACAGGAGACUCUCAGAAAGAAACAGCAAUCGAUAUUCAUUCACUAGAGCGCUAGCUGCCUCGGCUGGCUGCAUUUUCUUACUGUGAAAAAGGCAGGUGAUGCUAUUUCUAUUGCCGUAUUUCAUGAAUAUAUUAUAUAUGACACUGUCCGUAACCGGUAGUUUCAAAACAGCAGGUUUAGCCGCAUCGCAAUACACAUUUUAUUAUUUUUGUUUGUUUGUUUAGUUUAGUUUAAUUUUAUAAUGAAGUAAGUAUCCGUGCUGUAGCUAGCUUUGAAAGAAAACGGUAUUUUUAUUUAGAACACACACACAAAAAAAAAACAACUCGAGGGGAGGAAUUAAAGCACAGCAAAAGGAAUAGUUAUCGAGAGAGAGAGAGAGAGAGAGAAAGAAAGAAAGAAAGAAAGAAAGCGGUACCGCUGUCUGGCGCAUCAGGAGGUCCUUCAGUGACCGGGUUACCUGGGGAUACACGCCCAGCUUGCCAGCUCCUCACUUCUCCUCACCGACCGCCGGGGUCCGUCCCUCAAGGGAUGACGGAAAACAACGAGAAGGAAAAUGAGCCGCAGAACCUGGAGGUCCAGCGCUCCCCGGGGACCGUGUCCAUACAGCCCGUGUCCAAGCUGCAGAGGCUGAAGCGUUCGCUGUCCUUCAAGACCAUGAUCCGCAGUCGGAGCGUCGAGAACUUCUUCCAGCGUUCCAACAGCGAGAUCCGUCUCCCCGGGGAACUCAUCACGGUCCCGCCCCCUCCCCCUUCCCCUCCCCCUCCAGAGAACCCACCCCAGGCUCCCAGCCCCGCCUCCAGCCCGAACACCACCCUCACCUCUAAGCCCCCCACUCAGCUCCGCCCCCUUCGCAUGCACUGCUUUCAGGAGCAUGUGUUCCGAAAGCCCACCCACUGCCAGCUCUGCAAGCACAUGAUCGUGGGGAACUCCAAGCAGGGGCUGCGCUGUAAAGCCUGCAAGCUUGGCGCUCACUUGUGGUGUUCAUCGGAGCUGUCACAGCAGCAGUGCAACGGCAAGGUGUCGGGGGCGUUCAAGCGGAAUUUCAGCUCCCCCCUCCUGGUGAAUGACCAGCUGUGUGUGGUGAAGGAGACCCCUCCCCCUGCAGGAAAAGCCCGUGUGGACCCCGUCUAUGAGACUCUGCGCUACGGGACCUCCCUCGCUCAGCUGGAACGCUCCAGCUUCGGCAGUGUCUCCGAGUCCCCCACCAGGAGCCUGAAUGAGCGGGACGAGGGUGGAGAGGAUGGGGAGGAGAGCCUGCGGAACGGAGAGGAGGAGAUGGGCAGCCAGGAAGGCGAUAAGGCCGCGUCGGAGGACAGAGUCAGCUUGAAGCUGGUUAGCAGUGCUGACCUGAAGCGGGUUGGUUUUAGUGGAGGUCAGUGCAGUGAGCUUCAGGGCCAGCUGACUGUGGGGCCAGGUGACAGGGUGCAGGUGACAGAUGACUCCAAUGAAGACUGGUGGAAGGGUAAGAGCGCGGACAAGGUCGGCUUCUUCCCAGCAAACUUUGUCCAGAGAGUGCGGCCAGGGGAGAGGGUGUGGAGAGCCAGCAACUCCUACCAGGGCAGGAGGGAGCUGGGACAGAUGAGUGUGAAAGAGUGCCAGAUCUGCGUUGGGAAAGGCGAGGACAGGGAAGGAUUUCUGAAGGUGAGCAGCGGUAAGAAGAGGGGUCUGGUACCCACAGACUCGCUGGAGGAGAUUUGAGCCACACCCAGCCUUCACUGUGCACUCCUCUGGCACCCCACACUGGAGCUGUGAGAGAGGAGCAGGGGCUGAACCCUCAAACUGACCAGCACCCCAACACUGGAGCCGGGGGACUACCUUGAUUUCACUGAGCUGCACUGUAACAUCACAGCAUCACUUGAACAUUUCUAUCACAGCACCCCAGGCAGGCUUUGGAGCUGUGUACUGGUGGUGUCUAUUGGGAUGCACUGGGAUCUACCACUGGACACAAUCUCCCAGUCCACUCUGCUUCCGCUGCAUUUUGUUUUGGGGAUCAGGAGGCAUGUUCAGGUCCGGUCGGGUCCCUGUGGUAGGCACUGCUCAUCGGCAGGCUUGCUGUUGGGGUUUGUUUUUCUUCCAGGAGGUUUUAAGUGGUCUUCAGUUCUCAAGACUAGGGUUGUGUGGCCCCUGGAAUAUUGUUUUAAACCCAGCUUGGGCACCUCCCCCUCUCUCCUCUACUCUGCACCCGGCAGAUCACACUUUACAGAUGAGACCGGCGGACAACUGCACCACCUUUUCUUUCCCUUUUUAAUUUGCACAAGGAAAAUAAAUCUGUUCCCUCUCUCCUCAUUGCAGCAAUAGAUCAGGGCAGAGUACUUAGUGACCCUUAUAAAACUAAAGUGUAAUAAAGCACAGCGAAAGCAUGCAUAGCUGAGUAUUGUAAAGUACAGGGAGGUCUGGUAAAGCAUAGGCAUGCAUUGUAAAGUAUAGAGAGGUAUAGUAAAGCAUAUUACAAAACAGACAAACCUGGUAGAAGCACAGUAUAACCAAGAGGGUGAAGACUGCAAAUAAAUGUACCACAGUAAACUUUUAUGAGGGAAGACAUGAUUUGUUUUUUUAAUGCUGUGUUUUCAGCGGCAGUGCGCUGGGUGCUGUGGUUGUGAUGCGAGUUUGCAAACUCGAUGGCUCUGAUUGUUCCUCGUUGUGAAUGCAUCACAUGCCUGUCUCAGUGUCAUUUGGAGGGGAGGAAUCAAGAACCUGGGGAUUUUAAGACGCUGAU